This is a messenger RNA of Saitoella complicata NRRL Y-17804, 711 nucleotides long. RefSeq lists its product as uncharacterized. Gene Ontology annotation, biological process: siderophore biosynthetic process. The coding region runs from base 1 to 711 and encodes 236 amino acids. The transcript has a single exon. NCBI's taxonomy places the organism in Eukaryota, Fungi, Ascomycota, Saitoellomycetes, Saitoellales, Saitoellaceae. The record is from RefSeq and is a predicted model, not a curated record.
AUGUUUUACCAAUGGCACUCACCGUUGCCGGGCACCCACUGGCACCUCCUUUCUCAACCUCCGGCUCCGACGUCAUACAUCACGACCAACAACUUCCGCCACCCGCGCCGCAUCCCAAACCCCGAACUCAACGCCGAGAUCUACACCCGCGACAUCCCCUCCCUCUCCUCCACCUUUACCCUCCGCGUCGUCGACCCCAACUCAACCGAACACCUCCAUGCCUUCCACGAAUGGCAAAACAACCCCCGUGUUGACUACUUCUGGGGAGAAAAAGGAACGAUCGAGGCGCACAAGACGUAUUUGGAGAAUGUUACGAAGGAUCCGCAUACGCUUUCGUUGAUUGGGUAUUUUAAUCGUGAGCCAUUUGCGUACUUUGAGACGUAUUGGGUUGCGGAGGAUCGUCUUGCGCCGUUCGUGUCUCCUGCGGCUCUCCCAUACGACCGAGGUCUCCACCUCCUCGUCGGUAACGAGAAGUUCCGCGGCCCUCACAGAGUCAAGGCAUGGCUCUGGUCGAUCCUCCACUUCUUGUUCUUGGACGAUGUGAGAACCGAGAGGAUCUUGAUGGAGCCCAGGGCCGAUAACGAGAAGUUGUUGGCGUACUUGCAGGGUGAGGGAUUCGCGAAGAAGGGAUGUUUCAAUUUCCCGCAUAAGCAGUUUGCGUUGAUGGAGCUGUCUCGUGAAGAGUUCUUCAGGAAACCGAUGAGGAAUUAG